Molecule: messenger RNA, 946 nt
Organism: Maniola jurtina (meadow brown)
Lineage: Eukaryota; Metazoa; Arthropoda; Insecta; Lepidoptera; Nymphalidae
Exons: 6
Coding region: 218-775 (185 amino acids)
Source: RefSeq, a predicted model, not a curated record
UCAAGUUUAGGUACUCAUUCAACUAGUAGGUAGUACAUUACUUGAGUUUUGCCAAACUAGUUGCGUUAAUUGAGUGCUUCAACCACUAGCCAGUUAGAUAGAAUCGUUUUAAAUUAAUUUUUGUUGGUUAAAAAACAUUUACAUAGUGAGAAAGAAGAAAUUGUUGUUUAUCCGUUCUUUUUGAACUGUUUUGUUUGUUUAGAAACUUCAAUGAGCAAUGGAAUCUGACAGGACACCAAGUUCAAGCGAAGUCUCCGACGACGCUCCAAGCAGAAGACGCGGACGGCCUAUUGGAAAACAUCGAGUUCCUCUUUCACUUAAUGAGCGGAGAGCCAGAAACGCUCAGUAUGAAAGAGAAAGACGUUACGAAACAUCGGAAGCCAUGGCUGAGUUAGCUCAUGCUGCGAAAUGUGACCGUAGACUUAACCACUCCAACUUACUGGCCACGGUAAUUAAUCACCUUAAGAGGGCCGCUGAAAACGAAUCUUCGAGUGAAAUCGAAGAACUGAAACGGACUAACGAAAAAUUAACAUGGCAAGUUGAAGCUUUAGAACAGCGUCUAUCAAAUUGGGAAGACAGUCAAUAUAGUCUUGGAAAUUAUCAAAAACACGCCAAGGGCGGCAAAAGAAAGGGAAAAUCUAAUAAAAGAGAGAAAUCCACUAAAGUUUUGAAAUUAAAAGCGGAAAGUCCUUUGGAUAGUGACACAGACUCCAAUGGGAAAUUUUCAAAUGACGAUGACGACGACGAAGAAUCACAAAACUUAAUUAGGUUUUAAAUUAAGUAGUCCAGUUUGAAUGCAAUACAGUAGUAGGUGUAUUGAAUAUACCUUCAUGCACAAAAAAAAAACGGUAAACAUAGGUGCAUAUAAUUACCUAUUAUUGUUAUUAUCAGGUUUAACAAUAUUUAUGGCUGGUAUUAGAGCUUAUAUAAAUUAUGAAUUUGAUUU